Gigantopelta aegis is the source of this 6680-nucleotide messenger RNA. Its product is annotated as alpha-adducin-like. The record is from RefSeq and is a predicted model, not a curated record. The transcript is spliced from 20 exons. Bases 175 to 2574 code for a protein of 799 amino acids. Gene Ontology annotation, cellular component: plasma membrane; postsynaptic density; cytoskeleton. NCBI's taxonomy places the organism in Eukaryota, Metazoa, Mollusca, Gastropoda, Neomphalida, Peltospiridae. Gene Ontology annotation, molecular function: actin filament binding.
CGUGAAUAUCUGGCACUCGGGAUACGGGAGUUGAUUCUUGUUAUAUGGAUGGCUAUUUGUAGAACAGUUAAUGGUGCGGGUAGAGAGCGUCAGUCUGUAAGAAGCAACAUGUCAUGGGAUUGAUUCUGCCGAGUGAUAAUUAUCGAUAAUAGGGUGUGGCUGCAAUAGACAGGGAUGACUGACGGUGGCCCCAAGCUGAAUGGGCCUGCCAGCCCAGUGGGGAGAUUUAUAGACACUGUUGACCCGGACGACCCUGAGUACCAGCGCCAGAUGCGGCGCCCCCCAGAUGUGAAGGAGGACCUGAACCAAAUGGAGAACCGGAGCCGUGUGUCGCUCGUGUUGAACAGUGAGGCGUUCCGCGAGGAGCUCGAGCAGAUCGUCGAGGAGCAGCUCAAGUCCGGCUCACACCCUGCCAGUCUGAUCGCCCUGCAGCAGAUCUCCGACCUGCUCCUGCCCCACACCAGGGUCAGCAUGGGUUCCAUCGGACACGGUUCUUCUCCAGUCAUUCCAAUAAACGACAUCCGUGGGGUGGAGUCUCUAAAUUACAACAAGGCCGAGAAGAACCUUCGGUGCAAGCUGGCUUCGCUAUACCGGCUUAUUGACAUCUUCGGAUGGACACACAGCAUCUACAACCACAUCAGUGUCCGUGUCAGUCAGGAUAGUGAGCACUUUCUGUUGAACCCUUUUGGUCUGCUGUAUUCCGAAGUGACUGCGUCGUCUCUCGUCAACGUGGACAUGCGCGGCGAGAUUGUCGACCCGGGCUCCACGACGUUUGGUAUUAACAAGGCUGGAUUCACGUUACACUCGGCAAUCCACCAGGCUCGACCAGAUAUCAAAUGUGUCAUCCACUUACACACACCUGCAGCUAUAGCAGUUUCUACGAUGAAAUGUGGAUUAUUGCCUUUGUCGCAAGAAUCUCUGAUUUGUGGAGAUGUCAGUUACCAUGACUACAAUGGCAUUCUUGUAGACCAAGAUGAGAGAGACAAGCUUGGUCGCAGUCUCGGACCGUUCAAUAAGGUGAUGCUGCUACGAAAUCACGGAGUUGUUGCGUGUGGAGAGCGGAUAGAGGAGGCGUUCCACUAUGCAUUUAACGUAAUGAACGCUUGUGAAGCACAGAUCAAAGUUAUCUCUGCUGGAAUCGACAACUUGAUCCUUGUUGAUGAUGAAACAAGGAAAAAGACAUUUGUAACUGCCAGUCAGGGUGGAGGGGGCGUGUCUGCCAACAAGAAAUGGAGGCCGGGUGAACUUGAAUUUGAGGCUCUCAUGAGACAGCUGGAUAAUGCGGGUUUUCGCACUGGACACGUCUAUAAAAAUCCCAUUAUAAAGCAGGAAAAGAAAGACAGGUGUAACAGUUCGGUGGAAGUGCCCCCAGCCUCUAGUUCAUUUACUUAUGUCUUUGACGGAGACUACGAACACUCCAAAUAUGCGUCACCAUUAAAAUCAGCACUGGAGAGACAGAAGCAGGCUUACAAAGCUGGCUGGCUGACGUCUCCAAACACCUAUAAGAAACAAGAGAUAGAUGAAAUAGGAACUCCAACCCCUAAGAAAAUAACCAAGUGGGUUCCUGAAGAUGAACAACCCGGUCACACUAGCACUCCUAUCAAGUUAGAAAGUCCAAAUGUCUUUGCCCCACAGGGCGAGAAUCCGAAAGAGUUCAGAGACACACAAAAGAGAAUAAAGAAAGAUUACUAUGAGGACAAGGUCACUGCUGGUCCACAGUCCAAAGUUCUUGAAGGUCUUUCCUGGGAUGAAGCUCAACAACAAAUGAAGGAUGGAAACCUGAGCGGGACGUCUGACCACGUGAUUGUCGUGGGCGCGGCGUCUAAAGGCAUAAUUCAGCGGGACCACCAACACAACGCUGUGGUGUACAAGUCGUAUUACGCGGCCAAUCCUUUCGAAGGCGUCACAGAGGAGGAACUCAACAAGUACCAGAAGCAGGUCAAGAAUGAACCAGUUGAAGAAGAUCUUGAACCUGGGCCUGAAGGUCGCAUCAUCUCGACAGAGGAGCGCAUGCAGAACCUCAACAAGUCAUCUGAAGAUGUGGAAAUCUCGCCGCGGCCGGCAGAAACUAGCGUACGCGAUGAAGUGAAUGGGCAACCACAGAAGUCGCCUGCAACAGAAAAAGCUCCUCCCAUUCCACCAAAGCAAGGCAGGUCAAUGGAGAACCUGCUAACCGAAGCUGAUUAUGCAUGUAUGGGUGUGCAUAGCACCAAUCAGACUCCAGAAAGUCGACCUGUGGCUGUUCAGAGGUCAAAGUCGGACCGUCAACCGGUGAGAAAUCCCGACAUGAUUCAAGAACUUGAGAAGAAAAAUUUGGAAAGGUCACGAUCGGACCGACGGAGAGAUGACGAGAUUGCCGUGAAUGACAAGCCUGGCUCACCCGCCAAGUCGGACACACUGCGGUCGACAGAUAGUGCUAGUGGUGGGGAGACACUCGAGGAGAGAAGCAGUAAAGAGGGCUCUCCAACAAAGGAGGCUGCUUCUCCAACCAAGGAUAAGAAGAAGAAGAAGAAGUUUCGAAUGCCGUCAUUCUCGAAGAAAAAGAACAAGGAGAGUAAAGAAAGUGCCAUCUGAUUGGACCAUUUUACGGGCCAUUUCCAUGGAAACAACAUUCAGCCUGCUUCUUUCAUAAAUUGAAUGGAAAGUGUCAGUUUUUUUUUUUUUUGCUUUGGACACUUUUCACAGAUGUGGCAAGACCGGAUAGUUGUUUUAAUGUGCACUUUUCCCUCGAAAAGUAAAGAUAUGAGAGAGGGGUAAAGCAGAUAUUUUACAACAAAAAAAUUAUUGUGACUUAUGUACUUGUUGUCUGCCUUUGAGUUUAGCGACGGUCUAUGCAUUUUAGUUCAUUUUUACCAUUCAGGUAACAUCAUGUUUUAUAUCCAUUCACUUCUCCCAUUCAGUGGACCAUGAAGAAAGGUACAUUUCGUAAAGCUGCGUGUUUCAGUGACUCCCAUCGUAUCGUGUGCACCCGUGUAAACCCCUAUCACAUGCCACGGCUGUGUUGUUGCUUCAGAUUCUAGUUGUUGCUAUGGAAACCUCACAGUUUCUGCCAAGUGAAAACUGGUGCUUCCAACAAUUUGCUCGAAGAUUUUUUUUUUUUUUUACGCUUUUAGAAUUCAUAUGUAUACUUGUUUUUUUGUCUUAAUUUUAACAAAUGUAUUCUGCUUCUAGGAACAUAAUAAUUCCAUUGAGCAACUUUGUUAUUUACAUUUGGAGACUGUUGAGAAAAAUAUUGGUAAUUUGGUUACAAAUUUUAGUUUUGGAUUUUCACUGCAAAAGGGGGAAAAUAUGAACAUUAGAUCUGGCAUGGUGUUAGGAAAACAAGGAUGAUAACAUGUUUGAAAACUGCAACCUCCACAGCCGGGUCCAGUUUUAACUAUUAUUUCUUUGUAAAAACAUUUUUAACCAGUGUAUAUACAUAUAUAAAAAUAAACUUUAUAAGAUGUUAAUUAAUUUCUGACAGGCAUAUUUUUACAUUUCUGAGCUGUAUUUAAAAAUACUGAGGAAAUGAUUGUCAUUUUUGUCAAUUCUUCAUUAUUAUAUUUCAUCCAUUUCGUAUAUUUCAAGAUAUUGAAGUGAAAAGCAACAGGGCUAACUUAAGGGUUGAUGUCGAAAUGACAUACGUCAAACUAAUGUUGUUGGCAGAUGAUUUUCUUUAGAUUGCUAAUGUUAUAAGAUGAGUUCUUUUAAGUGACUGAUCACACAUUUUGACCCAGCAUAUAAUCUGGUAUGAUUCAUCAAGUAAACAAGAACUACAUCAUAACACUUGAGACAUAAACAUUAUCAUUGCAGUAACUGGUCGGCUGAUUAUAUAAUGUGAACUAAUUACAGUAACAAAUAAAAGUGAUUUUUUGACCUUUCGACACUGCAAUUGAAGUGAAAGUAAUGUUCGGUAUGGGGAGAAGUCCACUUUGAUUUUUAACAUACAGUAAUGCCACAAAGUGUUUCAUGUCAUCUUCAUUUUCAUACACUUGCCAGACAAUAACUUCUUCAUAGAGUGCUUGCCAUAAAUCCUUUUACUCUUCCCAUUCUGCUGAAGUUUACUGUUGUCAAUCUUAACAUACAGGCACAUAUUUCAGAUCUUUUCAAAAUCUUCUGUCCUAGUAAAUUUUAAAGUCUGGAGUUUAAUAUAGAUAUUUUAAUUUUUUUUUGGUUGGCUUAAGAAUUUUCAUGCACAGCUCUCAAAAAGACAUGGUACAAACAGACAUUCCAAAAUGCUGAGGAAAUAUCUAAUAACAUCAGUCUUGUAACACUUUUAGCAGAGCAUCUGAUUUCACCAUCAUGAGCUUGCAGGAUAUUUCGUUGUUUACAUACCUUGAGAGUCUUAAUUUCUAUUUCGCCAAACCAGUGUGAGAAAGUCCAGGAAAAUAUUUUGCCAUGUAGGUGUUGUAAAAAGAAGCUGCAGCUUACUAUUAUUGAGCCCAGUUUCUCCAUUCAGAUGUAAAAAGUGCAAUUACCAUUUCUUGUUUGUAGAUACUAUUAUGUCUUUGUGUUAUUUAAUUCUCAGAUGUUACUAAUAAUACAUAAGUGACAAAUUACAGUUUCGUCGUCAUACUGAAUGCAUUGGAGUCGAAACUUAAGUUUGUGGCUGUAGAGUGGUGACUAACCCUUCAAAUGCUUAAACCUGAUUACGAGUUGCCAUGUAGAUGGUAGUGGCCCAGAGGUAAAAGAUCAAAUGGUUAACCCUUUAACUCUUAAUGUCACAUUUCUAUUCUCUUGAUGUGAGCUACUUUGAGAGUAGUUCACAGAGUUGAAAUAAAAUAGAUGCAUAUAAUGUAGAAAUGUGUAUUAUGUGUUUAAAAAACCCAGAUGCAUUUAGCAGGUAGAUGUAUUUCUCACAGUUUGUGUAAUCCUAGAAAAGAUGAAGGUACAUUUUUAACAUUUUAAUGUCUGGCAGAGGUUUUAUAUUUGAAGGGUUUUUUAGGUUUGGAAUUUGCGGGACAUCAGAAGUUGAAAAUUUUGUGGCCUGAAAGAAGUUUGGCAUUUUAAAGGUGGUAAAAGGCUGUAAGUGGUGUUAGAUAUUUUAAGGUUAGAAGGUUUGGUAUUUCACGGGUUGGUUCAAAAUACAGUCAGACUUUGUUUUCAUGCAGAUGAAGGGACUGGACCUAUCUAUUUUAAAUAUUGAUGAUCAAUAUUUCUUUCAUUUUAGUGUUGGCCUCUUUUUUUUUCUUCUUUUUUUUCCUUCUUUUCUUUUUUUUCUCCCUGUGACCCCUCUCCAAGACAUUACCGUUUCAAAACAAGAUUAUAAUAAUUAUGGAAUAAGAACAGAAGAUACAUAGUAUCAUUUUCAAUUGAUUUUUGUUCUGCUUUUAAUAUAUCUUGCAGGUCAAACUGGAGGAGGGGGUGGGGAAUUAAAUUCCUCAAGAAACAUCCGUCAAAUUGCACAAGGGAACAAAAUAUUUAUUGGCAAUAGUAAAGUAUUCGAGAUAAUCCAAUAUUGACAUGCAGUUUGACAACAUCAAGUUUUAUAAAUUGUGUGACUGGCUAUAUCUGUCAAAAUGUCUGGGCCAUUCAAGAGAACGAAGUUUGACUGUACGUGUAGAUGUAGAUAUUUCUUCUCACUGCCACUAUUUAAUUAGUAUUAAAUUCUGGCACCUAGUUUCUGCUCAAUAAGCUGAGCUGCCCUCCCCUCAGCAGUGUCAAACUGAUGUUUUAUCAUAUAACAAUGUUUAUGUACCGUAGGCUAUUUAUAAUCGAAUAUUGUUACCGUUACGUAGAUUCAAGUUACACACAUUUACUUGUACCAUUAUAGUGUUAGCGUGCUGCUUGUCAACUUGUAAAUACUGUAUGCCAGCUGUUUACAACAGUUUGUAAAUAUUUUCCACAUCCAGCAUGUUUGUAUUGACGCUGGUUUAAGUUGUCGGUUGCAUGGAAACGUACACCAUGAGCAUGUUUUUAUUGGAAACUGACAAAAAUGUAAUUUUAUCAGUCUUUAUUACAAUACUAGUAUCCAUAAAUUUACAGUUGUUUUAGCAAAUUAUAUUUUAUUUGUAUUGUUUUUUUUUAAUAAAAUAAAAAUUCUUUUUAGUAUUGCUAGCCGAGGAAUAGACCUAAAUCUUAUGUUAAAACCAUAAACUUGUAUAUAUAUAUAACUACAAAACUUUGUAUUUAAUGUUCCUUUUAAUGCAUUCUUGACGAAAUAGAUGCUUCUAAAAUAAUGGGGGGGAAAAACAACAAACGCUACUAUUGUACAUUGUAUAUUUUCUUGGCUAUUUGCAUCUUUAAAAUUGUUUAUUUACGUUUUUCAUUUCGAUAUGGCCCUACCAUGUCAGAAUGGUUUUUAGAGUUGUUUUAGUGACUACUGUAAAUUUUGUUGAUGCUUCUAUAAAAUGAAGUUAGAUGGUGCAAUCUUUUAACAUGAUGUAAUGUUGAGUUUUAAGAGUUUGUGUAUUUGCUGACAAUACGUGGUUGUGACGGUGUGACAAGAUUGUAUACCUUUUAAAACAUGUAGGAGCUUUUAUUCUUUUUUUAAGUCAAAGUUUUAUUUAAUCAACUUAGGAGCAGCUAGUUCUUAAUGAGACAUUACAUUUCCAUGUCUGUCCUGUUUCUUGGCUAUGCUAGGUGUUCCUGUGGACAAACUUCGACCUAUCCAUGAUAACUGGGAUAUCUUUGAUAUUUUUGCAAACAUGAGCUUUUUAGUCUGCCUGUAAUGCUGUGUCAAUAAAUAUGUUAAAAUACUA